AUGCAUCAAAAUAACAGCGUAACUGAAUUUGUGUUAUUUGGAUUGACACAGGAUCCUGUGAGGCAAAAAAUGGUGUUUUCAAUCUUCUUAAUUUUCUAUGCUGGAACUGUGGUGGGAAAUAUGCUCAUUAUUGUGACUAUCAAGUUCAGCCGAACACUUGGCAGCCCCAUGUAUUUCUUCCUAUUUUAUUUGUCCUUUGCUGAUUCCUGUUUUUCAACUUCGACGGCACCUAGAUUGAUAGCAGAUGCUCUCUCUAAAAAGAAAAUCAUAUCCUACAAUGAAUGCAUGACAGAAGUCUUUGCACUGCAUUUAUUUGGCUGCAUGGAGAUCUUUGUCCUCAUUCUCAUGGCUGUUGAUCGCUAUGUGGCCAUCUGCAAGCCUUUACAUUAUCCAACCAUCAUGCGCAAGCAAGUCUGCAUCAUCUUAAUUGUUCUUGCUUGGAUAGGGUCUUUCAUACAUAGUAUAGCUCAGAUUAUUCUGGCCUUAAGGUUUCUCGGGAUCUUGGGCACGCAUGCACACGCGCCUGGCGUGAGUUUUAAGCCACUGGUCCAGCGACAUAGCCAUUAUGCUAACUGCUGGUUCCCAAGUAAUUUUGUAAUUUUGAUGAUUUCCUACUUUGUCAUCUUGCACUCAUUGAGAAACCACAGUGCAGAAGGGAGGAAAAAAGUACUCUCCACUUGUACUUCUCACAUCAUAGUAGUGAUCUUGUUCUUUGGGCCAUGCAUAUUCAUAUAUACACAUCCCCCAACCACGUUCCCCAUGGAAAAGAUGGUGGCAGUAUUUCAUACCAUUGGAACCCCCUUUCGCAACCUACUCAUUUACACACUAAGAAAUGCUGAAGUAAAAAAUGCCAUGAGAAAGCUAUGGCAUAUCCAGGUUACUUAA
Tupaia belangeri chinensis (Chinese tree shrew) is the source of this 885-nucleotide messenger RNA. Its product is annotated as olfactory receptor 4C11-like. Gene Ontology annotation, molecular function: G protein-coupled receptor activity; olfactory receptor activity. Gene Ontology annotation, biological process: G protein-coupled receptor signaling pathway. Gene Ontology annotation, cellular component: membrane. NCBI's taxonomy places the organism in Eukaryota, Metazoa, Chordata, Mammalia, Scandentia, Tupaiidae. The record is from RefSeq and is a predicted model, not a curated record. The transcript is spliced from 2 exons. The coding region runs from base 1 to 885 and encodes 294 amino acids.